This is a messenger RNA of Podarcis lilfordi (Lilford's wall lizard), 1210 nucleotides long. NCBI's taxonomy places the organism in Eukaryota, Metazoa, Chordata, Lepidosauria, Squamata, Lacertidae. The record is from the annotation of a GenBank genome assembly.
AUGGGCCGGCAAGGAUCAAUUAGGCUCCACAUAUGUAUUUCUGUUCUGCCAAUUUGGCAGUGGUUCACUGUUUUCUCCAGACUCCCCUCCUCGCACACAAACACCCCCCAAGAAUUGGGGCUGCUGGCAUCUGAGUCGCUCUCUCCGCUCAUCUCUUCUAGGAUCAGGUGCUUAAGGCACCUGUUCAGGUGCUGCCACAGGGUGGCCCCCCAGCAAGACCCAGAGCAGCCCGUGGAGCCAGGUUAGCAAGUGGCCCUCCUUUUUUGGACAGAGGAGGGCAGGGAUGGGCAUGGGGGGCAACUGGUCCAAGGAUGCAAAAGAGGACUCACCUCUUCCCAUGUCCUUCUGUUUGCAGUUCUGCUGCGGUUCCACAUCCCAGCCCCAGGGGUGAGGAUUGGAGCAAACAAGAGCAGGGACUGGAUCCCUCAGACCUGCCCCCCACUGCCCGGGCUCUGUGCCCCCCACUCUGCACUCUCAGAUGCGGAGAAGCCCUCCCCUCAUGAGGAACUGACAGCCUGACUUUUGCAUUUCAGCUGCUGGAGGAUGAACAGGUCUACCUCCUGGGGGUCAUCCAGAGCUGCCAGGCAGCUGAGCUCAGGGGGCUACGAUCCCUGAAGUGCUCCAAGCAAGAGACGGCCCAAGCCAUUCUGGUGAGUGAUGGGGGGUGGGGGGAAGGGGUUGUGCAUCUGCGGAGAGGAGGACCCUGCCGGCUUAGGCCAUGGGGUUGCCAUUCCCCUGCAAAGCCAAACCUGGUGUUUGGGGUCGGAGCUGAUUUUCCUCCUCUGUUCUCUUCCAGGACAUCUUGGGGCCCUUGGAGCACUUCAGGCAUCGCCCCCUGACCCUGGCCCUUGCCUUGGAGGCCCUCCUCCAGCUAAGGUGAGUGGGGUCUUUGGCGUGGACGGGGUUGUGGGGGGGGGGCAGAACUCCAGGGGGAAAGAGCAGGCGGGAGGGAGAAGGGGGCAAGGGAGAUUCUAACCCUCUCCCUUUCAUCUCUGCAACACGAUGAGGCCCAGGUUCAGCUGCGAUAUGAUCAGCGUGAUCCUGCGCAGGACGUUGGAGGCCGUGCUGAAAGGGACCGCCGAGGAGGAGGAGAAGAGAGAAGUAUGUCCUUUGUUUUGGCUUCCCUUCACGGCUCUUUCUUCUUCGUCACACACUUGCAGAAUCCAACCCAGCAUUCAAACUUUCUUCUCUCUUUUCCCGCAAGAACUGA